AUGGCGCACACCUACGAUAUUGGAACGCGGGCAUGGCAGCCUGAUCCCGUUGAAGGAUGGGUUGCAUCAGAAGUUGUACAGCGAGAAUUCGAUGGAGACAAAGUCCAUUUGACAUUUCAACUGUCCAAUGGGGAGUCCAAAACGGUCGAGACAACGCUUGCCGACCUUCAUGAUGGAGGGAAUUCUAUAUUACCGCCACUUAUGAAUCCUGCUGUGUUGGAAGCAAGCGAUGAUCUAACCAACCUUUCUCACCUCAAUGAACCCGCCGUACUGCAAGCAAUAAAACUCCGUUAUGCGCAGAAAGAAAUAUACACGUAUAGUGGCAUAGUGCUCAUUGCCACAAAUCCUUUUGCUCGAGUUGAUUCGCUUUACGUUCCUGGCAUGGUCCAGGUAUAUGCUGGAAAACAGCGGUCUACUCAGGCUCCGCAUCUUUUUGCCAUUGCCGAGGAAGCUUUUGCGGAUAUGUUGCGUAACAACAGAAAUCAAACAAUAGUCGUUUCAGGCGAAUCGGGCGCUGGUAAGACUGUCAGUGCUAAAUACAUCAUGAGAUAUUUCGCGACGAGAGAAGCGCCGGAGCAAUCUGGAAAAAGGUCAAAGGGCCGAGCAGAUGUUAUGAGUGAAACCGAAGAGCGAAUCCUAGCAACCAACCCUAUAAUGGAAGCGUUCGGCAAUGCUAAGACGACACGCAAUGAUAAUUCUUCGAGAUUCGGAAAAUAUAUCGAAAUCAUGUUCGAUAAGGAGACAGACAUCAUUGGGGCAAGAAUUAGAACCUACCUUUUAGAGCGCUCAAGGCUCGUUUUCCAGCCAUUGAAAGAGAGAAACUACCAUAUUUUCUACCAGUUAGUCGCCGGCGCUACGGAUGAUGAGAGAGAAAUGUUGGGUCUCCUUCCAGUUGAACACUUCGAAUACCUCAAUCAAGGCGGGGAUCCAAUCAUUGAAGGUGUCGACGACAGAUCAGAGCUUGACGCAACCCGAGCAUCCCUCGCUACAAUAGGCAUCAAACGUGAACAGCAAGCGGAGAUUUUCCGUUUACUGGCCGCGCUCCUGCACCUAGGAAAUGUGAAGAUCACCGCGACAAGGACAGAGUCAGUUUUGGCAGCUUCAGAGUCGUCGCUCGUUCGGGCCUGCGAGCUGCUCGGGGUAAAUCCCGGUGAUUUCGCAAAGUGGACGGUCAAAAAACAACUUGUUACGAGGGGCGAAAAGAUCAUAUCUAAUCUUACUCAACAGCAGGCUCUGGUUGUUCGGGAUUCUGUAGCCAAGUAUAUCUAUUCGAGCCUCUUUGAUUGGCUUGUGGAUAUCAUCAACCGCGGUCUCGCUACUGAAGAAGUACUCAGCCGCGUCCAUUCUUUCAUCGGAGUUCUAGAUAUUUAUGGCUUCGAGCACUUCGCCAAGAAUUCGUUUGAACAAUUCUGCAUCAAUUACGCCAACGAGAAACUUCAGCAGGAGUUCAACCAGCAUGUUUUCAAGCUGGAACAGGAGGAAUAUCUCCGAGAACAAAUAGAUUGGACCUUUAUAGACUUUUCGGACAAUCAGCCUUGUAUAGAUCUUAUAGAAGGCAAACUUGGUGUUCUAUCUUUGCUAGACGAGGAGUCUCGAUUACCAAUGGGCUCGGACGAACAAUUCGUGACCAAACUCCAUCACCACUACGCUGGAGAAAAACAAAGGUUUUAUAAAAAACCACGAUUUGGAAAGUCUGCAUUCACAGUCUGCCAUUACGCAACCGACGUUACCUAUGAGUCCGAGGGGUUCAUAGAAAAGAACAGAGACACCGUUCCUGACGAACACCUGGAUGUUCUCAAGGCUUCAUCAAACAAGUUCCUGAGCGAGGUCCUAGAAGCUGCUGCGGCUGUCCGUGAAAAGGAGACUGGGGCUGCUGCAGGUAAUCGACCCUCUGCAGCACCUGGACGCCGGGUCGGAGUUGCUGCCAAUAGGAAACCUACGCUUGGGGGAAUAUUCAAAGCUUCUUUGAUCGAUUUGAUGACAACAAUCAACUCUACCGACGUGCAUUACAUACGCUGCAUCAAGCCUAACGAGGGUAAAGAGCCAUGGAAGUUCGAAGGUCCAAUGGUGCUCAAUCAGCUCAGAGCUUGUGGUGUUCUCGAGACCGUUCGAAUCAGCUGUGCAGGAUAUCCGACAAGAUGGACAUAUGAAGAGUUUGCCUUGAGGUAUUAUAUGUUGGUGCCUUCAGGAUCAUGGACCCAUGACAUUCGGGAGAUGGCCAACGUUAUUUUGAGUCGGGCUCUAGGUUCUGGAAAAGGCAAAGGUCUCGACAAAUAUCAACUUGGUCUCACCAAAGUAUUCUUCCGAGCCGGAAUGUUGGCCUUCCUUGAAAGCCUUAGAGCUGCACGGUUGAAUGACUGCGCGAUAAUGAUACAAAAGAAUCUCCGUUGCAAGUAUUUCCGACGCAAAUAUCUUGAAACGAGAGAAUCUGUCCUAAGGCUACAAGCUUUGAUGCGAGGAUCUAUCGCGCGGCGACAAGCGCAAGAGAUCCGCUGCGUCAAGGCUGCUACGACUAUCCAGCGGGUCUGGAAAGGACAGAAGGAGGCGAAGAAGUUCAACCGAAUCAGGAAUAAUGUCAUACUUAUGCAGGCUGCCUCAAGAGGUCAUCUAUGUCGUCAACGCAUAAUUGAUACUAAGCUCGGAGACGCCGCGAGAACAAUUCAGCGAUCCUGGAGAUCGUAUAUUAAUAGAAAGUCUUGGAAGACUUACCGAAGAAGAGUCAUUAUCAUUCAAAGUAUCUGGCGUGGAAAGCAAGCUCGGCGAACCUACAAAACUCUGCGCGAGGAAGCACGAGACCUCAAGCAGAUCUCUUACCGGCUAGAGAACAAGGUUGUGGAGCUGACACAAUCGCUCGGAACCAUGAAGCGAGAAAACAAAGCUCUCAUAGGCCAGGUUGAGAGCUACGAAAACCAGCUGAAGUCUUGGAAAAAUCGUCACAAUACACUAGAGAAUCGCUCUAGAGAGCUUCAGGCCGAGGCAAAUCAAGCUGGUAUAUCAGCUGCACGAUUGAUUGCCAUGGAGGAAGAAAUGAAGAAACUUCAAAAGAGCUAUGAUGAAUCUUCAAUCAACUUGAAACGGUUGCAAGAGGAGGGCGAUUCUCUAAGAGAAUCGCUGCGUCUCACGAACAUAGAGCUCGAUAAAGCAAGAGAGUCCGGUUCUCAUCACGAAAAUGAAAAGGUCUCGUUGAGGCAGCAACUUGUUGAACUGCAGGAGCAGCUUGAGCUUGCUAAGCGGAGGGGCCCGGGUAUGGGAGAGUUGCAAAAUGGCUCUGUCACGCAAUCGACCACGAAUGGCCUGAUCAAUCUGGUUUCUUCAAAGAAACCCAAGAGACGGAGUGCGGGCGCGGAAAGAAGUGAGUCGGAACGUUUCAGUGGAGCGUACAACCCUCGGCCUGUCUCUAUGGCAGUGACAGGCAACCUCAGUCGCCCGAACUUUGCAGGCUCUGCUUUCAGCCCAACGCCUGAGAAUGUGGAAUUUGAGCUGGAGAGCCUCCUUUCGGAUGAAGACGGCUUAAAUGACGAAGUAACAAUGGGUCUCAUCCGUAAUUUGAAGAUCCCCGCUCCAAGCACAACACCCCCGCCCACGGAGAAAGAAGUCUUGUUCCCCGCUUAUCUCAUCAACCUGGUCACCUCGGAAAUGUGGAACAAUGGUUUCGUCAAGGAGUCGGAACGAUUCUUAGCCAAUGUUAUGCAAUCUAUCCAGCAGGAAGUUAUGCAGCACGACGGAGAAGAUGCCAUAAAUCCAGGAGCUUUCUGGCUCUCUAACGUCCAUGAAAUGCUAUCGUUCGUCUUCCUGGCAGAGGACUGGUAUGAGGCCCAAAAAACCGACAAUUACGAGUAUGAUCGGCUUCUAGAAAUAGUGAAACAUGAUCUAGAGAGCCUAGAGUUCAACAUCUACCACACAUGGAUGAAAGUACUAAAGAAAAAGCUUCAUAAGAUGAUAGUACCAGCCAUUAUUGAAUCUCAAUCUCUUCCAGGCUUCGUUACAAACGAAAGCAGUCGAUUCCUCGGAAAACUUCUUCAGUCCAGUAGUGCACCAGCAUUCAGCAUGGACAACUUACUUAGCCUUCUCAACAAUGUCUUCAAGGCAAUGAAGGCUUUCUACCUCGAAGACUCUAUCAUCACGCAAACAGUCACUGAGUUACUCAGGUUGGUAGGUGUGACAGCAUUUAAUGACCUGCUCAUGCGCCGAAAUUUCCUUUCUUGGAAACGCGGGUUGCAGAUUAAUUAUAACAUCACACGUAUAGAGGAAUGGUGCAAGAGCCACGACAUGCCUGAAGGGACGUUACAAUUGGAGCAUCUAAUGCAAGCAACGAAGCUUUUACAAUUGAAAAAGGCGACGCUUAAUGACAUUGAAAUAAUACAAGACAUAUGUUGGAUGCUAUCUCCCAAUCAAAUCCAAAAACUUCUCAAUCAAUAUCUCGUUGCCGACUAUGAGACCCCCAUCAAUGGAGAGAUAAUGAAAGCAGUUGCAUCCCGCGUUACCGAAAAAAGCGAUGUACUACUCCUAACUGCUGUAGACAUGGAUGACAGUGGACCUUAUGAGAUUGCUGAACCACGCGUCAUCACGGCAUUGGAGACUUACACCCCUUCGUGGUUGCAAACGCCGCGUUUAAAGCGCCUGGCAGAGAUUGUGUCGUCGCAGGCGAUGGCUCAGCAAGAAAGGAUGGAAUUCGAAAUACCGACAAAUCCUACCAGCAAUCAUCAGGGCUUGGCAAUAAGUGACGUUGAGGGUAUAUGA
This is a messenger RNA of Xylona heveae TC161, 4740 nucleotides long. Its product is annotated as putative myosin MYO2. Lineage: Eukaryota; Fungi; Ascomycota; Xylonomycetes; Xylonales; Xylonaceae. The record is from RefSeq and is a predicted model, not a curated record. Gene Ontology annotation, cellular component: myosin complex; cytoplasm; actin cytoskeleton. Gene Ontology annotation, biological process: actin filament organization; vesicle transport along actin filament. The transcript is spliced from 7 exons. Bases 1 to 4740 code for a protein of 1579 amino acids. Gene Ontology annotation, molecular function: ATP binding; actin filament binding; microfilament motor activity.